CAUGAAUUGUGGCUCUUCAUAUAUCUCGCCUUGUCAAGUGGCUUUUACAGACCCUUAUAGAAAAUGCAGUUGAUUCGUCAAACAGAAUUUAUUGUACUCGGCUUGUUACACUUUACCAAAUCUGCUUUUUCCUCCAGACAAAAGUUAUUUGAACCCUUAUCUCUUAACCACGAGUCUCUUCACUGCGUCAUAACAGGGGCAAAUAGUGGCAUAGGUUAUGCAACUGCAGAAGCACUUGCCAAGGCCUCCUGUAACCUUUAUUUAGUAUGUAGAAAUAGACAAAGAGGAGAGGCUGCUAUAACCAAACUGAAACAAACGUCCGGUAACCAACACAUCUACCUAUACCAAUGUGAUAUGAGUAGUAUGAAACAAGUGAAACAACUUGCGGAACAGUUGAUAUUCGAUCAAAGGCCAGUGAAUGUACUGAUUCACAACGCUGGCUGUAUGGCUCAUCGGUUUCAACUCACAGAAGAAGGUUUCGAAACCAACUUUGUGACCAACGUGUUGAGUGUUUUCUACCUUACAGAGUUACUUCUUCCUACACUGAACAAAAACGGUCCUUCGAGGGUCAUCGUAGUUAGUUCAGGUGGAAUGCUGACUGAACGCUUGGAAACUGAUGACCUACCAAUGAAAAAAGAGCCGUUUGAUGGUAUGAAACAAUAUGCUAGAAAUAAGCGUCAACAAGUUGUGCUAGUAGAGUACUGGUCAACGAAGUAUGUGAAAAUGAACACAAGUUUCUUUUCUAUGCAUCCUGGCUGGGUAAACACACCAGUUGUACAAGAAUCAAUGCCUCAGUUUUAUAAGACUAUGAAGAGUCACCUAAGAACUCCUGAACAAGGAGCAGACACCGUUGUUUGGCUUGCAUGUAGUUCAAGUGUUCGAAAGGAAGAUUCUGGAAACUUUUUUUUAGAUCGCUCAAAGGUUGAAAAGCAUUUGCCGUUGGCACGUACUCACUAUUCCAAACAAGAUAUGGAAAGACUAUAUUGCGUAUUACAGGAUUUAGUAACUUCCUUUGAAAACACUCAAAAUGAUGAAAAAUAAGGCUCAUUUAAUUUGCAAAAGUAAAUAACGUCGCAGUAUUUCAUAAUCUA
This is a messenger RNA of Galdieria sulphuraria, 1091 nucleotides long. RefSeq names its product short-chain dehydrogenase/reductase (SDR) family protein. The record is from RefSeq and is a predicted model, not a curated record. NCBI's taxonomy places the organism in Eukaryota, Rhodophyta, Bangiophyceae, Galdieriales, Galdieriaceae. Bases 64 to 1041 code for a protein of 325 amino acids. The transcript has 3 exons.